AAACCCAACAAAUGAUAAUCUUCGAAGAAGAAAAAUGGCGAUGGAGCUGACUUUUGUAGUCUCAUGGCGAUUACUGGUCGAAGUUUGCAAGUUUCUUCAAUAUUGAAUAGCGUGAAAAGCCGACUCAAAUCCAUUUCGAAUAUUUCCCAACAAAAUUCCAAAAGGGUCAUAGCCAUUCAAUACGAUCAACUUAGCACCACAACAAAAUUCCACUCAAUCCCUCCAAAUUUCUUCUCUGUUUUACCCUUUUCUCUCUUUUCACUUUCCCAUCUCUGCUUCUACUCUUCAAAAAUCCCCUCCCCCUUCUCUCCAGUUUUGAUUUUAGGUUCAUUUUUUGUUGCUUUGGUUUUGGAUUAAUGGAGAAUACUCAGCGGAUUGAGCAGAUGAGGAGAUUAGUGGAGAAAAAUGGGGUUUCUGCAGAAUAUGGUGAUCCGACGAUGAUGAGGUUUUUGGUUGCGAGAUCGAUGGAUGUUGAGAAAGCGGCUAAGAUGUUUGUGCAAUGGCAGAAAUGGAGGGAUACGAUGGUUCCGAAUGGGCGAAUCGUUGAAUCUGAGGUUGAAGAUGAACUGGGAACAAGGAAGAUGUAUUUGCAGGGUUUAUCGAAGAAUGGGCACGCUGUGUUGUUCUUGAAAGGGAACAAACAUUUUCCUGCUAAGGAUCAAGUUCAGUUCAAGAAGUAUGUGGUUUAUUCCUUGGACAAGACAAUUUCAAGUGCUUUCAAGGGAAGAGAAAUUGGGAAUGAGAAGCUGAUUGGCAUUCUUGAUCUGCAGCAAAUUUCGUACAAGAACAUCGAUCCCCGUGGAUUGAUCACAGGCUUUCAGUUUUUGCAGGCUUAUUAUCCUGAACGUCUGGCAAAGUGCUACAUCUUAAACAUGCCACGGUUUUUUGUCAGUGUGUGGAGGAUGGUCUCUCGGUUCCUCGAGAAGGCGACGCUCGAAAAGGUUGUGAUUGUGAGCAAUGAAGAAGAAAGGAGAAGUAUGAUAGAAGAAAUUGGAGAAGAUGUAUUGCCAGUUGAGUAUGGUGGAAAGGCAAAGCUUAUUGCUAUUCAAGAUGUUGUUCUUCCUCACUUGGAUGGUUGAAUGUUAGGAAUUUGAAUGGCUGUUAUAUAUAGAUAUAUAGAUAUAUAUAUAUAUAUAUAUAUAGUUAUUAUAUACAGUUAUAUAUAUGUAUUAAGCUAAUUCAGUACCUAAAGUUACCAUAGCUUUUAGUUAUAAUUUAACAUGAAAUUCAAAGAAAAUUGGAAAGAGAAAAAAGAGAAUGAUAUCAGUUCUUAGUAAA
This is a messenger RNA of Benincasa hispida (wax gourd), 1278 nucleotides long. Its product is annotated as CRAL-TRIO domain-containing protein YKL091C-like. Lineage: Eukaryota; Viridiplantae; Streptophyta; Magnoliopsida; Cucurbitales; Cucurbitaceae. The record is from RefSeq and is a predicted model, not a curated record.